Molecule: messenger RNA, 1719 nt
Organism: Humulus lupulus (European hop)
Lineage: Eukaryota; Viridiplantae; Streptophyta; Magnoliopsida; Rosales; Cannabaceae
Product: transcription initiation factor TFIID subunit 8
Exons: 1
Coding region: 270-1121 (283 amino acids)
Cellular component (GO): transcription factor TFIID complex
Molecular function (GO): protein heterodimerization activity
Source: RefSeq, a predicted model, not a curated record
UAUCCCUUAAUUAAAAAAUAUGAUUUUUUAUUUUUACCCAAACACCUCUGCAAUGACUUUUUUAAAUCAUAGAAUAUGAUGCAGAAACAAAUGACAAAUCCCUUGAAACAAAAAUAAAAAGAAAAAAAAUUAUUAACAAUUUAAAAAUUCACAAAUAUAUAUAAAAAAAUACAAAACAUAAACCCCCAUUUAAGAGUAACUUGAUAUGUUUACUUGUCUAGGGUUUAAGUAGAAGAAGGGAAAACCCAAACUCCAAUCCCAAUCCCACCAUGAAACCAAAACCAAAACCCAAAUCCAAACCCUCAAAAGAAUCUCAAACACCAGCGAUUGAAUCAGAAUCAACACCACCUGACUUCUCAUUCGCCAUCGCCAAAAUUGCAGUGGCGCAGAUAUGCAACGCAGCGGGCUUCAAAUCCACUCGGCUCUCCGCCCUUGAUACCCUAACUCACGUCGCCACCAAGUACAUCGAAGCCAUAGCCAAGUCCUCCGCCUCCUUCGCCGCCGCCUCAAACCGCUCCCAAUCCAACAUUUUCGACAUCACCAACGCCCUCCAUGACCUGGAAUCCCUCCGUGGCUUCUCAGGCGCCUCCAAUGUCUACCGAACCGAUUGCUGCCUCUUGAUCUCGGCCCUUCUUGCCGAGCUUUCACACUUCGUCGAUUCCAACGUUGAAACCCCGUUCGCAAAGCCCAUACCGCGUCUGCGAUUCUUCGAUACCAAUAGGAAAGAGAACCCGAAUACUAAUCCGAAUCAGUCUCCGAAUCCACUCCGAGCUCCGCAUGUUCCGAAUUGGCUGCCGCAGCUUCCCGAUUUGGCCAAAUGCGACGCCGUUUCGAGCAGUCAUCAGAGGAAUGGGGAGGAACUGUGGGAGAAUUGUACGGAUGGGAGCGGAAUGGAUGGGGUUUUGAUCGAAAAUGGGGAUUUGGGAGUGACGAAAUCGGAGUUGAAAUUGGGAAUGAAAAGAGAAAGAGUGAGGUUUAAGAUUGAAGACAACAGGAAGAAACAUGAGGUUUUGAAAGGAGGGAAAAGGGUGUGUUGGGAUACUAAUACAAAUACAAGUAGUUUCAAUAAAGAUUAUACUAGUAUUGUAGGAAAUCAACUCAAUGAUGAUGAUAUUAGAUAGUCUUCGAAAUUCGGUCUAAAGAAAAAAAACAACAAUAUGAAUAUAUGCAUAUAAUGGUAAUGAGUUUCUGGGCUUUGUGACCGCUCUUUUUUCUUCUUCAUAAUUUUGACCAAUCUUAGUUGUUACAUUCUAUAAUUAUUGUCAUCUAAACUGAUAGAAUAUUAUUUGGGUGGGAGUCUUACUUAAAAGACUGGACUAGUCCAAAAAUUGGUGAGGAGGAAUACAAUAGCUGAUUCUGCCGCGGCUAGAACCAGGGACGGCAUAGGGAGAAAGAAUCGUGUGCGAGGCUACCGUUUUGAAGCAUGAUUGUCGAUGUUUGAAAUAUACCAUAAAUGUUUUAUUUAGUUUAAGUAACUGUAUGGUGUUUUUAAUAGUAAACAAGUGGCGCUGUGAAUUGGUCCCUACCAUUAUAGCUGCUCAUAACAAUAUAUUGUGAAAGCUAUAUGAAGCUCCUCCUCGUAAUAGUGGAGAUAGGUGUAAAUUGUUUCAAAUCUGAAAAUUAACUCGUACUCCGGUUUGUUUGGUAAACUUUAAUUUCAAAAAAUUUAUGACACUGUAUAUGAUAAUUCAAAUGUAUAAAAACUAUGUUACAGCUUAA